AUGAGUCGAGCUCUUCUGCGCUCUGUGCUGGAGCUGCGGACUCCUGUGGCAAGGCUCCCGCCCUCCUUCCUACUCCCCGUUCGAGCACGAUUCUUCAACUCAACCUCGCACAUCGUCGAGCCUACUACACAGACCGACGCUGGUCUUCCGCAAAUCGCCCAGAAUCAGAAGCCGCCUGCGCAACAAACGCCACCGGAAACACAUCAGCCAGCAGCAUCAACCGUUGCCGCGCCAUCCUCAGAGCCCUCUGUGUCUUCGAAUGGUCCUCUAUCGGACUCUGUGCGCGCGUUGCUGCCAUUGCUCGCCGCACAAUAUGGCCACUAUAUCACCAUUCAUAUACACGGCCGUCCCUAUCUCGUAACCCCCGGCGACUCCAUUCGGCUACCCUAUAAAAUGCCCGGCGUUCUGCCAGGUGAUGUUCUCCGGCUUAACCGUGCCAGCAUCCUCGGUAGCCGCGACUUCACUCUCAAGGGAGCUCCUUAUGUCGAUGAACGAUUGUUUGAGUGCCGGGCUGUGGUUCUGGGUGUAGAAAGUGAGCCAAUGCGCAUCAAGAUCAAGAAGAAGCAGCGAAACAGGAGGAAGAAGACGGUCAGGAGCAAACACAAGUAUACCGUGUUAAGAGUAAGCGAGCUCAAGAUCAGCACGCCGGAGGAAGUCGAGGCAUAA
Molecule: messenger RNA, 666 nt
Organism: Phaeoacremonium minimum UCRPA7
Lineage: Eukaryota; Fungi; Ascomycota; Sordariomycetes; Togniniales; Togniniaceae
Product: putative aconitate hydratase protein
Exons: 1
Coding region: 1-666 (221 amino acids)
Cellular component (GO): mitochondrial large ribosomal subunit; ribosome
Molecular function (GO): structural constituent of ribosome
Source: RefSeq, a predicted model, not a curated record